Messenger RNA from Coregonus sp. 'balchen', 26835 nucleotides. The record is from the annotation of a GenBank genome assembly. NCBI's taxonomy places the organism in Eukaryota, Metazoa, Chordata, Actinopteri, Salmoniformes, Salmonidae.
AUUGUAUCCUAGUAUGAGAGAAACGUUCCCAUACACGAACUACUUCUAGUCAAGCAAGCGCAAUGGCACUACGAGACGAACUUUUAAAGGCAAUAUGGCAUGCUUUCACAUCGUUGGACGUGGACAAAAGCGGGAAAGUGUCCAAAUCACAGUUAAAGGUAUGGAAUUAUACUUACCUAGAGAAUGUGAUUGUCAAUGAAACCCGAGGCACGUCGUUAACUUUAUUAAAUAAUGUCACGCAGAAACCUUUUGAGCGUCUUGAAAAGAGGUUGGCAUCAAAGUGAAGAGCACCUGAUUUUGGUUGGACACUUAUUAGUAAUAGAGGAUGCAUUUGGAAUUGUCCCCUGUAGAGCAUGGCGCUUGCAACGCCAGGAUUGUGGGUUCGUUUCCCACGGGGGGGAUGCACUCACUAACUGUAAGUCGCUCUGACUAAAAUGUCAAGUCAUUUUAGCCCAAAUCAUUGUUUGCCUUCCUAUUAUUACAGCGCAGACCAGGUGCAUGUCAGACUUCAGUGGUUUAUGUAAACUACUUGUGGAUGGUUAAAGGGAACCUCUUGUUUGUUAUGGCACACCUGUUGACGUUAAGUGAUUGUCAGAAUAUUUUGUUUAUUUUAGACCAUAAUUGGAAUAAUAAUUACAUUGUUGAGAGAAGGGGGGCCCGAGUGAAAAGGUUUGGGAACCCCUGGUGUAGUUGCCUAGAACCCUUUCCAGUGACUGAUGUGUUCAACGUCUUCAGUAAGUAGAGAUACAUGCUAUUUGGGCAUUGUUGCUGCAUUUAAUAUAACUAUCGGCUGUGUGUGAACUGUGAAGUCCUGAUAAGAAGUGGGGUUUUCCUCUUUGCAGGUGCUCUCUCAUAACUUGUGCACUGUGAUGAGGAUCCCCCAUGACCCAGUGGCCCUUGAGGAGCACUUCAAACAUGACGACGAAGGCCCUGUCUCUACUCAGGGCUACAUGCCCUACUUGAACAAGUUCAUUUUGGACAAGGUGAGCCCAACAUAGUACAACUUAGAGUAUCUAUGCCCCUCAGUCAAUCAAUCAGUCACUCACUCACUCAGUCAUUUACUGCUGUUUUACUGUUUUGUCUUCCUUCUGUUGAUGUGAUAAAGGGUCACUGAAGUCUAGGAGGAAGAUGACAAGGUUAGAAUCACAUUGUUUUAGUUUGUCAUCUUCAACCUUGACUUCAGUGAACGCUAGGGAUUCUAUUGUUGGUCAGAAUUGGUCAUUAGAUUGAGAGUAAAGGAUUCCUUUUCCAAUAUCACAACAUGGAUACCAUGGUGACACAUAGGCAUUCCUUUGCCACUGUCAUAAGGGUGAGAAUUAUUGUGUAACGUCAUAAAGGGUUAGCAAAACAAGUUUGGCGCUUUCUGCUGGUGUCAUAAAGGUUUACCAUAGUGAAAGAAUGGAAUUUGUGUGUAAACUUACAAUGUCACUGGUGACAUUUGGACAUUCUUUCUGCUGUCAUAAAGGCUUACUAUGGUGACUGGAAUUCUUCAGUGGUGUCAGAAAUAAUUACUACAGCAAGACACAUUUGUUCAUUUCAAAGAGGGGUGCUUCUGUGACAGUUUUGUAGUUGUUGAUUAUAUUAAAGGUUACCAUGAUGAGAAUUUGUAUGCUAAUUCUUGUGAAAUGUCACAGAGUUACACUUUAUUUCAUGAGAUGUUUUAUCGUAAAUGUUUGGCAUACUUGUUGUUUUCAUACUUGUUGUUUUUCAUGUCACAGAAUUCUUGUGUGUUGUUCUAAAGAAUUACUACAGCAUUUAUUGUCAUCAUCGACAGUUUAAAAAUAGAUUGUUUUCGGUUAACGUUUAAAAAUGUUCCUGAGAACAACCCAUUUUGAACUUGUUGUGCAUUUCAUAAUCUGGGAUUUCCAUUUGAAGGCAGAUAUUUACUGCUCAAGUGCUUCCUAUGACACACACGAGGAAAUAGAUGACAAGGGAUUUUACAACCCACCUUCCAGUACAUCAGCCCAUUCUAUUCUCUGACGUGUUGAUAUAUCCUCUCCUGUCACUUCCUCAAGCUCUCAUUCCUCUAGUAUUACAAAAAGGUUUCAGGAACCUAGAUAUGACAUCGUGGACAAAUGUCAAGUCUCCCCACCCAUGUGGAUAUGACCCUACCAUACAGGUCAGGGGCACCACCCCCACUCCCCAGGGAAACUCCACCCUAACAGUCCUGUGUGUGUGUGUCAGUCACCCUCUUCCUCACUGAGUGACUACACUUGUUAGACAAUUAUGGUGACUCAGCUGGAGAGACAAUCAAGUUCAUCGCUGACUGUUCCAUCAUUCAGCACAUCAUUCCUCCUUGCCUACUGACCCUAUAGAGCCUGGAAUGCAUUGUUAAUUGGGAGCUUCAUUUGUUCCCCUUUUGUCAGAAGGGGAACAAAAGAAAGCAAUGCUACACAAACACCAGAGCACCCAAAUAGUUCAAGGCUGUGAACAUGUGACCUUAAUUUAGUUAACAUUUUAAGGCUGCUGUGGAUGAAUUAUUUCCUCAUUUCAUGUCUUGCUAGUUCAACCCCUCUAUCCGUCUUAGUCUUGCCUAAACCUCAACAUAUUUCAAUCCACCUUUCAUGAUAGAGUAAGACACAUGCUCUAUAUCAUAUUCUACCUUGUUUGUAAUUUCACAAUGACUUUUGAUAUCCGUCACCUGUCCUCUGCCCUCGCUAAACAGUAACAACAGGCAUCUCUGUGUGAUGUGACAAUUUGAUGGUAGGACGUUUCAGUCUCCUGGAGGGCCAAGGACAGUGAUAAGACUGUUUGUAAACUUGUUAGGACAUUCCACUGCAAAGAAUGCUGAUGAGCAUGUGUAUCUGCAGUGGAGAGGCAGGGCUGGGUGCUGGAGGGGACGUGACAAGGCCCCCAUUGUUGAGGUGUGGAGAGGGAGGGAGGGAGGAGGAAGAAAGAGAGAGAGAGAGAGAUCAGUCUGGACCAGCUAGUACGGAGCGAGAACGAGAUGACCAUGACACAACAUCGUGAGGGCAAAGAGAGAGCUGCUAUUUCAUAACAAUCUCACUUCUACUGCUCCUCCCUCUUUCUGCUUACCUCGCUGGUGUUGUGAAAUUACGUUUCCCUUGAGUUGGUGUUAUUGUGAAAUUACGUUUCCCUUGAGUUGGUGUUAUUAUGAAAUUACGUUUCCCUUGAGUUAUCUUUACAGUGCAGUCUUUGACUCAUCCAAAACAAACCACAGUUCUAUAAAUAGUGUCUGCUGGUGUUAGUUCAAUGACCUGAUUCUUACCUGGGCCACGUUCAAUAGGCAAACUGUGUGGAACGUUGCAGUGAGAAAUGUUAUGAAUAGACCUGACAUUAAGCCCAUGCUACAUCUGAAAGAGUCAUGUUUAUCGUACGUAAUUCUAACUGAACAGACCUAUUGUAAAAUAUUCCCCCACCACCUUGUGAGGGAGAGGAAAAUUAGAGACACAUCGAACAGAUUACUCAAUAAUGAUAGCAAUGUAAGCUAUUAUUUUGGAUAUAUGUAAUUUUAUUAUUGUGGAUUUAUACAACGGGUGGGUCUAAUCCUGAAUGCUGAUUGGUUAAAACCGCAUUCGAGUCUAUUCCACAAGUUACCACCGGCUAAAUCUAUGACGUUAAAAUGCCUAUUUACUCUGUUCCACCUGACUGCGUAGUAUGGGAGACCAAAGGCUGGAUGGGUGACCUGUAGAUAAAUCAACUGUAUUUAUUCCAGUAGGAGGUGCUGCCCAGCCUUAACCAUGAAACUCAUAUCUGAAAAUUAAAACGUACACUGAACAAAAAUAUAAAGGCAACAUGUAAAGUGUUGGUCCCAUGUUUCAUGAGCUGAAAUAAAAUAUCCCAGAUAUUUAUCUCAAAUUUUGUGCACAAAUGUUUCCAUCCCUGUUAGUGAGCAUUUCUCAUUUGCCAAGAUAUUCCACACCUGUCAGGUGGAUGGAUUAUAAAGAUGCUGAUUAAACAGCAUGAUCAUUACACAGGUGCACCUUGUGCUGGGGACAAUAAAAGGCCAUCCUAAAAUGCGCAGUUUUGUGACACAACACAAUGCCACAGAUGUCUCCAAGUUUUGAGGGAGCGUGCAAUUGGCAUGCUGACAGCAGGAAUGUCCACCAGAGCUGUUGCCAGAUAAUUUAAUGUUAAUUUCACUAUCAACGUCGUUUUAGAGAACUUGGCAGUACGUCCAACCGGCCUCACAACCGCAGACCAUGUGUAACUACUCCAGUCACGCCAGCCUCCACAUCCAUCUUCUUCAUCUGCAGGAUCAUCUGAGACCAGCCAACCAGAAACUGUGGGUUUGCGCAACCAAAGUAUUUCUGCACAAACUGUUAGAAACCGUCUCAGGGAAGCUCAUCUGCGUAUUCGUCAUCCUCACCAGGGUCUUGACAUGACUGCAGUUCCGCGUUGUAACCAACUUCAGUGGGCAAAUGCUCACCUUCGAUGGCCACUGGCAUGCUGGAGAAGUGUGCUCUUCACGGAUGAAUCCCGGUUUCAGCUGUACCGGGCAGAUGGCAGACAGCGUGUAUGGCGUCAUGUGGGCGUGCGGUUUGCUGAUGUCAACAUUGUGAACAGAGUGCCCCAUGGUGGCGUUACGGUAUGGGCAGGUAUAAUCUACGGACAACGAACACAAUUGCAUUUUAUCGAUGGCAAUUUGAAUGCACAGAGAUACUGUGACGAGAUCCUGAGGCCCAUUGUUGUGCCAUUCAUCCACCGCCAUCCCUUCAUGUUUCAGCAUGAUAAUGCACGGCCCCAUGUUGCAAGGAUCUGUACAUAAUUCCUGGAAUCGAAAAAUGUCCCAGUUCUUCCAUGGCCUGCAUACUCACCAGACAUGUCACCCAUUGAGCAUGUUUGGGACGCUCUGGAUCGACGUACACAACAGUGUGUUCCAGUUCACCCCCCAAUAUCCACAAUAUCCAGCAACUUCGCACAGCCAUUGAAGAGGAGUGGGACAACAUUCCACAGGUCACAAUUAACAGCCUGAUCAACUCUAUGCAAAGGAGAUGUGUCAUGCUGCAUGAGUCACACCAGAUACUGACUGGUUUUCUGAUCCACGCCACUACCUUCUUUUUAAAGGUAUCUGUGACCAACAGAUGCAUAUCUGUAUUCCCAGUCAUGUGAAAUCCAUAGAUUAGGGCCUCAUUUAUUUAAAUUGACUUAUUUCCUUAUAUGAACAGUAACGCAGGUGCAUGUUGCGUUUAGUUUCGUUCAGUGUAUAUACAAAUAUUGUACUUUUCUUAUAGUAAUUCUCAUGUUUUUGUAUAUGUUGACUAACAGUGCAUUCGGAAAGUAUUUAGACCCCUUACAUUUUUCCACAUUUUGUUACGUUACAGCCUUAUUCUAAAAUUGAUUAAAUAAAUGUUCCUCAUCAAUCUACACACAAUACCCCAUAAUGACAAAGCGAAAACAGGUUUUUAGAAAUGUUUGCAAAUGUAUAUAAAAAAAAGAAAAAAAAGAAACAGUAUUCAGACCCUUUGCUAUGAGACUCGAAAUUGAGCUCAGGUGCAUCCUGUUUCCAUUGAUCAUCCUUGAGACCAAGCCAUGAGGUUGAAGGAAUUGUCCGUAGAGCUCCGAGACAGGAUUGUGUCGAGGCACAGAUCUGGAGAAGGGUACCAAAACAUUUCUGCAGCAUUUAAGGUCCCCAAGAACACAGUGGCCUCCAUCAUUCUUAAAUGGAAGAAGUUUGGAACUACCAAGACUCUUCCUAGAGCUGGCCGCCCGGCCAAACUGAGCAAUCGGGGGAGAAGGGCCUUGGUCAGGGACGUGACCAAGAACCCGAUGGUCAUUCUGACAGAGCUCUGACAGAGCUCCAGGCCUUUAUGGUAGAGUGGCCAGACGGAAGCCACUCUUCAAUAAAAGGCGCACGACAGCCCGCUUGGAGUUUGCCAAAAGGCACCUAAAGGACAAGAUUCUCUGGUCUGAUGAAACCAAGAUCAAACUCUUUGGCCUGAAUGCCAAGAGUCACAUCUGGAGGAAACCUGGCACCAUCCCUACGGUGAAGCAUGGUGGUGGCAGCAUCAUGCUGUGGGGAUGUUUUUCAGCGGCAGGGACUGGGAGACUAGUCAGGAUUGAGGGAAAGAUGAACAGAGUAAAGUAGAGAGAUCCUUGAUGAAAACCUGCUCCAGAGCUCUCAGGACCUCAGACUGGGGCGAUGGUUCACCUUCCAACAGGACAACGACCUUAAGCAUACAGCCAAGACAAUGCAGGAGUGGCUUCGGGACAAGUCUCUGAAUAUCCUUGAGUGGCACAGCCAGAGCCCGGACUUGAACCCGAUCAAACAUCUCUGGAGAGACCUGAAAAUAGCUGUGCAGCGACGCUCCCCAUCCAACCUGACAGCUUGAGAUGAUCUGCAGAGAAGAAUAGGAGAAACUUCCAAAAUACAGGUGUGCCAAACUUGUAGCGUCAUACCCAAGAAAACUUGAGGCUGUAAUCGCUGCCAAAGGUGCUUCAAAAAAGUACUGAGUAAAGGGUCUGAAUACUUAUGUAAAUGUUAUAUUUCAGUUUUUUAUUUUUAAUACAUUUGCAAACAUUUCUAAAAACCUGUUUUUGCUUUGUCAUUAUGGGGUAUUGUGUGUAGAUUAAUGAGGGGGGAAAACGAUUUAAUCAAUUUUAGAAUAAGGCUGUAACGUAACAUGUGGAAAAACUCAAGGGGUCUGAAUACUUUCCGAAUGCACUGUAUAUAAACAAUGUGAAACCUAUAAGGAAAAUAUUUAUUUUGUAGAGGUUAAAAUGUCAGAACAUACACAGAACAUACACACAACUCAUAGAUGACUCAUAUUUUGUCUCAAAUACCAUAUCUUUGUAAGAAAUUCACCACAAUCAUGUAGUGACUUGUGUAUGUCAUAUGACAUAAGUUAACACACAUACACUACUAACAUAUAACAUACAAAAUCUUACCAGAUACUUAUUAGCUUUUAAUCUUAUUCUGCCAUAAAAUAUUCUUAUUUGCUUUUCAUUAUUAUUUUUCAUAUGGGAGGAGCAUUUUCAGCUUUUUGUUUGUGGUCAUUUUAGUCUUUCAUUCAGAUUAGGGUGUAGUUAGAUGUGUGUUUUAAACACUCCUAAAGCUGUCUCCUGACCAUAAUACACAUACUGUUUGUGUUUCAAUAGUCUGUUUCUCUGUUUAUGCACAUCUUGCUAUUUGUAGAUUGCUGAUAAUCAGUAUCAGGUCUAUCGCUUGUGGUUUAGCUGAGUUGAGUCAUGCAUCUAUAUAAACAGCUAAGUGUCGUUCCAUGUCAUUUCAGCAAGCCAUGACACCCACCAUCUCAGAUUGUUCUGUAAUCGUUUUUGAAAUAGAUACAAUUAGCAUUCCUUCAACAUUUUGUUGAAAUAUAAUUUAAUCUCUGAGAAAUUUAAGCAAAUUUAUUGCACCCAAAUUGGCCAUUUUCAAUUAUAGGAUUCAUUAAUAUUCAGUAGAAAUACUACAUAACAUCCGAUUUGAAAUACAAAUAUUCUAACAAUGAGUAAGACAUUCCAAAGAAAUGGUCAAGCCACCCACGGACCUCACGCCAAAUAUACCCCAACAACAAGUAUACAGUAGGAGUUCUCUGUUUGACAAGUAGUAUAGAGCUGCAGCUCGGGAGUAUUGUUUCCGUCAUCCAAUGGAAUAAAUUCUCAGUGAAUUUGGUGUUGUUUUUUCCCCUGUUCAGAGAAAUUAGUAAUUGAAGUUAGGUUUAUGUCCCAUCCCAUCCUAUCCGUCCUGAUAUUACCAGGAUCUGACCACUAGAUGGUGCUGUUCCUGCUAAUAAGUGAUAAAACAAAUAGAAUCCCCCCCUCUAAAUGUUAAAGUUUUCGUUCACCCAAAUUAGAAAAUGACAUUGGUUUCCUUACCCUGUAAGUGGUCUAUGGACAAGAUAUGACAGAAACCCAUUCUUUUUUGUUUUUGUUUACCUGGCCACAGAUUCAAAUGCUAACUUUUUAGCAUUUGUGGCACAAAUCCAAUGCAAGUCAAUUGCACCUAUAUUCGCUUUUUUGAGCUUCAUAUCCAAAUAACAUAAUUGAGUUACACAAUCAAUUUUUUGAUACUUUAGCGAGAAAAUGCUAAUAAAUGUACCAUUGACUUGCAUUGGAUUUGUGCCACAAAUGCCAAAAAAAAUAGCAUUUGAAACAGUGGCCAGGUAAACAGAAUCCAAGUAUGGGUUGAUUUCAUUUUGAUUUCAUUGAUAGUUAAUCCUAUCAUCCAUAACUCUAUUUGAGUCGUUAAAUUUCUUCAGCCCCAUCCCUCAGCUGUUUACCAAAAACGACGUUUCUCCUUUCAUUCUGUCCUAUUAAUUUGGUUUGAUUUGUGUGUUAGUCAAAGCGACACUGACUUUAUGAUCUUCCGUGCCAUUUUAAACCUUAACUGUAGUAUAAAGAGAAGAGUGAAGAGGUCCUUAGUACAGUCAGCUUGUUGUUGUGUUUUUCUCAUAUGAAAAAUGCCGGUCUCCAGCCAAGUGACGUGACUUGAGAAAAUGUUCCUGAUUGCAGGUCCAGGACAACUUUGACCGGCAGGACUUUAACAGAAUGUGCUGGACCCUGUGCGCCCGGAAGAACCUCAACAGAACCCACCUCCUUAUCUCGGACGAAGACGCUUUCAAGAUCUGGUGCAUCUUCAACUUCCUAUCUGAAGACAAAUACCCACUGGCCAUCGUCAAUGAGGAGGUGAGAUUGGACGGGGUUGUGUUCAUUGGGCACCAAACAGAGGACAAUGGACUGAAACAGGCAGGGACCAUCCAAUAAGAAACACUCGUUUCCAUUUUCUGUUGUUAAAGGUUUUAAAACGUUUCCGUCGAGUGCCCUAAUGAACAUGAACUGGGUUCUGAUGCUGGCACAUUUAGCCCCAACACAAACCCGACUUUGUGCAAAGUUUAGGUUGAUCAUUAACAGAUCAGUAAUCAGUUGUAAAGCUAAUCAGUCUGAAACUCAUGAUAUAACAUUGUUUUCGUGUUCCGUAUCAACGAUACCUCUACCUCUGUCACAAUGGAAUACAUAAGAAGGGAGUAGGUUAUAGGUAAAUAAGUAUUGUUCAGAUCCACUGGUACACUUUUCGUACUACUUUGGAGAAACACUCUCACCAUUGCCCAACAGCUCUCACAGAAAAGGAAGUUAGCAGCUUGCUGUUAAAUUACAACACGGCAGGAUUUAUUAUAAGGUUAUUAAUGGAAACUAUGUGUAGUUUCAUAUAAUUAUUGCUGUGAGGUUAGUACUCCCUUUUAUUAUUCCACAUAAACACAUGUACUGUAACAUACAGAUUGUGUCACUUCAAAAGGUAGUAUGGGUAUUUUUUUAAAUGUUGGUGUGCGUGUACGCUAACCUGUCUGUGUACUCACCUGUGUCUCUUCACCGCCUCCCUUCAGAUUGAGUACUUCCUGCGCAAGCUGACGGAGGCCAUGGGUGGCAGUUGGGUGGAGGAGCGCUUUGAGGACUACAAGCUAGAGCUGAGCAUCAAGCAGCAGUGUCUGAGUGUCUGGGAGCUCAUCACCCUGGUGGGCACGGGCACCUUCAGCAAGGGCAUGGACUGCCAGACCCUCUCCAUGGGUAUCACCGAGGUCUUCCACGAGCUCAUCCUUGACAUAUUCAAACAGGUUGGCAUCAGAGCCAUUUAUAUCUCCAUAUAUGUUGACAUCAAGCACACUACCGUCCUCCAUGUGACCAUGGUUGAUUGAUAGCAUUGACCCGUGUUAUGUACUAGCAAAACUAUAGCAUGGAGUUAGCUUUUAAACACCAAACACCAGAGCAAUGGUCAGUGGAGUGCAGUAGGGAGCCAUGUUAUAGGGACCACAUCAAUAUUGAUGAUUAGAAUCUCAUAUGCAACACCACAAACUCAUCCUGUUGGCUGUGCAGUGGUCAAGUAAGCAGUUAAACUGACAGGAGCCGUCCAAGUAGCUCAACACAGCUAUUAACACAAACAGACAGAUGUCAAAAAAGACAGAAACAUACAACUGUCUGAGCCUCCUGUAUUCUCUUGUUGCAGGGCUACAUGAUGAAAAAGGGCCACAAGAGGAAAAACUGGACAGAGCGCUGGUUCCUCCUGAGGCCAAACUCCAUUUCCUACUACGUGAGCGAGAACCUGGCCGAGAAGAAGGGCGACAUUGUGCUGAAUGGAAAUUGCUCUGUCGAGGCAAGGAACACUAAACAACAACAAACAAGGCUCAUACAUUAAUGUUACACAUUAACCUAACUAGUAAGAUACACUGGGUGGUUCAAGCCCUGAAUGCUGAUUGGCUGACAGCCGUGGUAUAUCAGACCGUAUACCAUGGGUAUGACAAAACAUGUAUUUUUACUGCUCUAAUUACAUUGGUAACCAGUUUAUAAUAGCAAUAAGGCACCUUGGGGGUUUGUGAUAUAUGGCCAAUAUACCACGGCUAAGGGCUGUGUCCAGGGACUCCGCAUCGUGCCUAAGAACAGCCCUUAGCUGUGGUAUAUUAGCCAUAUACCACACCACCUCGUGCAUUAUUGCUUAAAUAUACACUGAGUGUACAAAACAUUAGAAACGCCUUCCUAAUAUUGAGUUGCACCCCCUUUUGCCUUCAGAACAGCCUCAAUUUGUCAGGGCAUAGACUCUACAAGGUGUCGAAAGCGUUCCACAGGGAUGCUGGCCCAUGUUGACUCCAAUGCUUCCCACAGUUGUGUCAAGUUGGCUGGAUGUCCUUUAGGUGCUGGACCAUUCUUGAUACACACGGGCAACUAUUGAGAGUGAAAAACCUUGCAGCAUUGACACACUCAAACUGGUGCGCCUGGCACCUACUACCAUACCCUGUUCAAAAGGCACAUUAAUAUUUUGUCUUGCCCAUUCACCCUCUGAAUGGCACACAUACACAAUUGUCUCAAUGCUUAAAAAUCCUUCUUUAAUCAGUCUCCUCCCCUUCAUCUACACUGAUUGAAGUGGAUUUAACAUGUGACAUCAAUAAGGGAUCAUCGCUUUCACCUGGAUAGUCUAUGUCAUGGAAAGAGCUGGUGUUCCUAAUGUUUUGUAUACUCAGUGUACGUUGGUGAAAUAGUGAAAAGAUGUAAUGAAAUUGUCUUUGCAGUCGUUACCGGAUAAGGAAGGAAAGAAGUGCCUGUUCUACAUCAAAUGCUCUGACAAAAGCUAUGAGAUCAACGCGUCAGAUAAGAAGAGGAAACAGGAAUGGAUUCAGGGUACGAAGUGGACAUAUUGAAUUCAUAUUUAAUCAGAAAUUAAAUGACUCAAACAUAGCUCAUACCGUAUUAGAUUAAAAAAAGUAUAUUGUUUUUGCACUUCAAAUCCUGUUGUUGUGUAAUGUAACUCUUGUAGUUCACAAUUCUCUCACCAUGCAAUUUAUCUCCUUUCGGUAUUAUGGAAAGCAUGGACUGGACAUCUAGACUUUGUUGAGACGUAUAAGUACAGGGGCGUGUUCAGCAGAGCACAACGUUGUGGAAUGUUCAGAUAGAAAUAUGUUAUGUAGAAUAGACAUGCCUCUCUGACAUGUAGAAUAAGGAAUCCUAUCAGCUUUACUCAUCACAUUUCUAUCUGCAACAUUCCACAACGUUUGCCUAGACUGAACAUGGCCCAGCCUUGGUACUGACCCCUGUCUGGUGUGUCUCCUCUCCAUCUCAGCCAUCCAGAUGUGCAUCAGUCUGCUGAAGCUGGGACGGUCGGCGCCGCACUGCGAGUCCCGUCAGAAGCGGCGGGAGUUGAGGCAGAAACAGCAAGCGGAGCAGGAGGAGCUGGAGCUUAGGAUGAGAGAGCUGCAGACGGCCAACGAGAACAAGCAGCACCAACUGGAGGCCAUGAGGAAGGUGAGCCCAGCCAGCCCACUCACAACGGUCAAAGUCCUCCCUUUGCUACUAUGCCCUUUUCACACUACUGAGCUGAGCUACACUGUGCUGGCCUAGUUAUGCAUCCACAAUGUGAAAAAGACAAUGUGAAGAGAAAACAUCCAAGCCAGCACAGUAAGGUAGUGGGAAAAUGAUACUAGCGCCAUUAUAAUCCAUCCACCAUGGUUCUUAGUCUAGGAUUGUCAGUGCUGUUAGACUAACUGGAAGUCAUGAGGAUGUUUGCUGAAUCACCCAAAACAGUGGGAAAAAAGUGGAAAGUGGGGAGGCAGAGAGAAAAAGUGUUCUCUCUACAGAUGUAGGAUCUUAAUUUGAUCACUCUUUUGUUGCUGAGAAUUUUCCUGCAAUGCAAGAAAUGCAGUUGAGCUUCAUGAUUUACAUAAAUUCACUGAAAACAGCACUAACAUGGUUAUACUAACAGUAGGGGAGAGUGGGGUAAGUUGAGCCACCCUUGUUUCUUGGAAACCAUACACCAAAUGUAUAAUUUUACCAAAUACAGUGGGGGAAAAAAGUAUUUAGUCAGCCACCAAUUGUGCAAGUUCUCCCACUUAAAAAGAUGAGAGAGGUCUGUAAUCUUCAUCAUAGGUACACGUCAACUUUGACAGACAAAUGGAGAGAAAAAAAAAUGAUUUUUUAUGAAUUUAUUUGCAAAUUAUGGUGGAAAAUAAGUAUUUGGUCACCUACAAACAAGCAAUAUUUCUGGCUCUCACAGACCUGUAACUUCUUCUUUAAGAGGCUCCUCUGUCCUCCACUCGUUACCUGUAUUAAUGGCACCUGUUUGAACUUGUUAUCAGUAUAAAAGACACCUGUCCACAACCUCAAAACAGUCACACUACAAACUCCACUAUGGCCAAGACCAAAGAGCUGUCAAAGGACACCAGAAACAAAAUUGUAGACCUGCACCAGGCUGGGAAGACUGAAUCUGCAAUAGGUAAGCAGCUUGGUUUGAAGAAAUCAACUGUGGGAGCAAUUAUUAGGAAAUGGAAGACAUACAAGACCACUGAUAAUCUCCCUCGAUCUGGGGCUCCACGCAAGAUCUCACCCCGUGGGGUCAAAAUGAUCACAAGAACGGUGAGCAGAAAUCCCAGAACCACACGGGGGGACCUAGUGAAUGACCUGCAGAGAGCUGGGACCAAAGUAACAAAGCCUACCAUCAGUAACACACUACGCCGCCAGGGACUCAAAUCCUGCAGUGCCAGACGUGUCCCCCUGCUUAAGCCAGUACAUGUCCAGGCCCAUCUGAAGUUUGCUAGAGUGCAUUUGGAUGAUCCAGAAGAGGAUUGGGAGAAUGUCAUAUGGUCAGAUGAAACCAAAAUAGAACGUUUUGGUAAAAACUCAACUCGUCGUGUUUGGAGGACAAAGAAUGCUGAGUUGCAUCCAAAGAACACCAUACCUACUGUGAAGCAUGGGGGUGGAAACAUCAUGCUUUGGGGCUGUUUUUCUGCAAAGGGACCAGGACGACUGAUCCGUGUAAAGGAAAGAAUGAAUGGGGCCAUGUAUCGUGAGAUUUUGAGUGAAAACCUCCUUCCAUCAGCAAGGGCAUUGAAGAUGAAACGUGGCUGGGUCUUUCAGCAUGACAAUGAUCCCAAACACACCGCCCGGGUAUCGAAGGAGUGGCUUCGUAAGAAGCAUUUCAAGGUCCUGGAGUGGCCUAGCCAGUCUCCAGAUCUCAACCCCAUAGAAAAUCUUUGGAGGGAGUUGAAAGUCCGUGUUGCCCAGUGACAGCCCCAAAACAUCACUGCUCUAGAGGAGAUCUGCAUGGAGGAAUGGGCCAAAAUACCAGCAACAGUGUAUGAAAACCUUGUGAAGACUUACAGAAAACGUUUGACCUGUGUCAUUGCCAACAAAGGGUAUAUAAGAAAGUAUUGAGAAACUUUUGUUAUUGACCAAAUACUUAUUUUCCACCAUAAUUUGCAAAUAAAUUCAUAAAAAUUCUCAUUUUGUCUGUCAUAGUUGACGUGUACCUAUGAUGAAAAUUACAGGCCUCUCUCAUCUUUUUAAGUGGGAGAACUUGCACAAUUGGUGGCUGACUAAAUACUUUUUUCCCCCACUGUAGUUAGGAAGAGGUCAUCAUUUCAUGGAGUCUGUGAAGGACUAUUUUAGCCCCCUUUUCUCCACAAUUUUGAUCUCUUCUCAUCGCUGCAACUCCUCAAGGUGCUCAGGAGGCGAAGGUCGAGUCAUGCGUCCUCCGAAACAUGACCCGCCAAACUGCGCUUCUUAACACCUGCCCGCACCAAUGUGUCGGAGGAAACGCACUUCAACUGACGACAGAGGUGAGCCUGCAGGUGCCCGGCCUGCCACAAGGAGCUGCUAGAGCGCAAUGAGCCAAGUAAAGCCCCCCCCCGGCCAAACCCUCCCCUAACCCGGACGACGCUGGGCCAAUUGUGCGCCGCCCUAUGGGACUCCCGAUCACAGCCGGUUGUGACAAAGCCCGGGAUCGAACCCGGGUCUGUAGUGACGCCUCUAGCACUGCGAUGCAGUGCCUUAGACCGCUUCGUCACUCGGGAGGCCCCAAAAAACGAUUUUCCACCAAGUCAAAUUAAGUUGUUAGAGGUUUCAUGAACCUUGUAUAUAAACCAAAGUAGAUCAUUUUAAGAUUGUUCUAUACAGUGCCUUCAGAAAGUAUUCAUACCCCUUGACUUAUUCCACAUUUUGUUGUGUUACAGCCUGAAUUCGAAAUGGUUAAAUAUUUUUUUCCUCAUCCAUCUACACAUAAUACCACAUAAUGACAAAGUGAAAACCUGUUUUUGCAAAUGUAUUAAAACUGAAAUACAGAAAUAUCUCAUUUACAUACAUAAGUAUUCACACCCCUGAGUCAAUACUUUGUAGAAGCACCUUUGGCAGCGAUUAUAGCUGUGAGUCUUUCUGGAUAAAUCUCUAAGAGCGUUCCACACCUGGAUUGUGCAACAUUUGCCCAUUUUUCUUUAAAAAAAUCUUCAAGCUCUGUCAAGUUGGUUGUUGAUCAUUGCUAGACAACCAUUUUCAGGUCCUGCCAUAGAUUUUCAAGUAGAUUUAAGUCAAAACUGUAACUCGGGCACUCAGGAACAUUCACUGUCUUUUUGGUAAGCAACUCCAGUGUAGAUUUGGCUGUGUGUUUUAUGUUGUUGUCCUGCUGAAAGGUGAAUUAAAUCUCCCAGUGUCUGGUGCAAAGCAGACUGAACCAAGUUUUCCUCUAGGAUUUUGCCUGUGCUUAGCGCCAUUCCGUUUCUUUUAUAUCCUGAAAAACUCCCCAGUUCUUAACUAUUACAAGCACACCCAUAACAUGAAGCAGCCACCACUAUGCUUGAAAAUAUGGAGAGUGGUACUCAGUAAUGUGUUGUAUUGGAUUUGCCCCAAACAUAACACUUUGUAUUCAGGACAAAACAUUAAUUGCUUUGCCAAAUUUUUUGCAAUAUUUACUUAGUGCCUUGUUGCAAACAGGAUGCUUGUUUUGGAAUAUGUUUUAUUCACUCUGUCAAUUAGGUUAGUAAUGUGGUGUAACUACAAUGUUGUUGAUCCAUACUCAGUUUUCUCCUAUCACAGCCAUUCAAUUCUGUAACUGUUUUAAGGUCACCAUUGGCCACAUGGUGAAAUCCCUUAGCGGUUUCCUUCCUCUCCGACAACUGAGUUGGGAAGGACACCGGUCUCUUUCUAGUGACUGAGUGUAUUGAUUCACCAUCCAAAGUGUAAUGAAUAACUUCACCAUGCUCAAAGGGAUAUUCAAUGUCUGCUUUUUUUAAACGUUUACCCAUCUACCAAUAGGUGCCCUUCUUUGUGAGGCAUUGGAAAACCUCCCUGGUCUUUGUGGUUAAAUCUGUGUUUGAAAUUCACUGCUUGACUGAGGGACCUUGAGAUGAGGUAGAUUCAAAAAUCAUGUUAAACACUAUUAUUGUACAUAGCGUGAGUCCAUGCCAUUUAUUAUGGGACUUGUUAAGCACAUUUGUACUCCUGAACUUACAGUGCAUUCGGAAAGUAUUCAGACCCCUUGACUUUUUCCACAUUUUGUUACAUAACAGCCUUAUUCUAAAAUUGAUAAAAUAUUUUUUUCUCAUCAAUCUACACACAAUACCCCAUAAUGACAAAGCAAAAACAGGUUUUUAGAAACGUUUGCACAUUUAAAAAAAAUAAAAAACGAAAAUAUUACAUUUACAUAAGCAUUCAGACCAUUUACUCAGUACUUUGUUGAAGCAACUUUGGCAGCGAUUACAGCCUCGGGUCUUCUUGGGUAUGACGCUACAAGCUUGGCACACCUGUAUUUGGGGAGUUUCUCCCAUUCUUCUCUGCAGAUCCUGUCAAGCUCUGUCAGGUUGGAUGGGGAGCGUCCAGAUUUUCAGGGUCUUUCCAGAGAUGUUCUAUUGGGUUCAAGUCCGAGCUCUGGUUGGGUCCGGUUGGGCCACUCAAGGACAUUCAGAGACUUGUCCCGAAGCCACUCCUGCGUUGUCGCGGCUGUGUGCUUAGGGUCGUUGUUCUGUUGGAAGGUGAACCUUUGCCCCAGUCCGGUCCAGAGCAGGUUUUCGUCAAGGAUCUCUCUGUACUUUGCUCUGUUCAUAUUUCCCUCAACCCUGACUAGUCUCCCAGUCCCUGCCGCUGAAAAACAUCCCCAUAGCAUGAUGCUGCCACCACCAUGCACCAUAGGGAUUGUGCCAGGUUUCCUCCAGACAUGACACUUGGCAUUCAGGCCAACGAGUUCAAUCUUGGUUUCAUCAGACCAGAGAAUCUUGUUUCUCAUGGUUUGAGAGUUCUUUAGGUGCCUUUUGGCAAACUCUAAGCGGGCUGUCAUGUGCCUUUUACUGAGGAGUGGCUUCCGUCUGGCCACUCUACCAUAAAGGCCUGAUUGGUGGAGUGCUGCAGAGAUGGUUGUCCUUCUGGAAGGUUCUCCCAUCUCCACAGAGGAACUCUGGAGCUCUUUCAGAGUGACCAUCGGGUUCUUGGUCACCUCCCUAACCAAGGCCCUUCUCCCCCGAUUGCUCAGUUUGGCCGGACAGCCAGCUCUAGGAAGAGUCUUGGUGGUUCCAAACUUCUUCCAUUUAAGAAAGAUGGAGGCCACUGUGUUCUUGGGGACCUUCAAUGCUGCAGAAAUGUAUUGGUACCCUUCCCCAUAUACGUGCCUCGACACAAUCCUGUCUCGGAGCUCUACGGACAAUUCCUUCGACCUCAUGGCUUGGUUUUUGCUCUGACAUUUUUACAUUGACAUUUUAGUCAUUUAGCAGACACUCUUAUCCAGAGCGACUUACAGUUAGUGAGUGCAUACAUUUUUUCAUACUGGCCCCCCGUGGGAAACUAACCCACAACCCUGGCAUUGCAAGCUCCAUGCUCUACCAACUGAGCUACAGGAGGACAUGCACUGUCAACUGUGGGACCUUAUAUAGACAGGUGUGUGCGUUUCCAAAUCAUGUCCAAUCAAUUGAAUUCACCACAGGUGGACUCCAAUCAAGUUGUAGAAACAUCUCAAGGAUGAUGAAUGGAAACAGGAUGCACCUGAGCUCAAUUGAGUCUCAUAGCAAAGGAUCUGAAUACUUAUGUAAAUAAGGUAUCGUUUUUAUUUUAUUUUAUACAUUUGCAAACAUUUCUAAAAACCUGUUUUCGCAUUGGGGUAUUGUGUGUAGAUUGAGGAUUUUUAAAAAUGUAAUCAAUUUUAGAAUAAGGCUGUAACGAAACAAAAUGUGCAAAAAUGGGAAGGGGUCUAAAUACUUUCCGAAUGUAAUGUAUUUAGGCUUGCCAUAACAAAGGGGUUGAAUACUUAUUGACUCAGACAUUUCGGCUUUGAAUUUAAUUAAUUUGUAAAAGUUUCUAAAAACAUAAUUCCACUUUGACAUUGUGGGGUAUUGUGUGUCGGCCAGCAAAAAACAACAACACACAAUUUAAUCAAUUUUAAAUUCAGGCUGGUCUCUAGCUUAAAUAUGAGGUCCUAAACCUUGCAUGAAAGUGCAUGCUUGUAGAUCUGUGGGCUAAUAUAGUAAAAAUGUUUCCCUUGGGGUAAGUUGAGCCAAUGGCCAUGGGUUAAAUUGAGCCAAUGGUUGAGUCAAUGACAAGUUGAGCAAAUUGAAGUGUUGGCUUCUCAGGUGUAAUGUAAGGUCCUGUUGUUACCUCAUAUCCCAGCGAUUAAAAAGUAAAGUGUUUGUUAGGUGUUAAGCCUGUGUUAAAAGAUGCUAAAAUGAUUAAAAGACAAGAAAGCCGUUGUGAUUGGGUUGAAUUGUGUUUGGUAAAUAAAGAUAGAUAUGGUUUUAGAAAGGUAGUGGUAAUAUUUAAUUCAGUACAGACAUUUGUAGGCGGCUCAACUUGCCCUGUCCUGCAGUGUCACUUUCACUUAACUUGUUUUUCCAGCUACAGUACCUCUCUUAAUCCUGAUUAAGUUCUUUAGUAUGGCCUUCUGAUGCAGUUUAUUCACAGUUUAAAUCCAAUUAUCGCUGGUCAGUUGGGGGUCUCUAAUUACAGAUGAAAUGUCACUUAAAUUAGAUGUUUCCUCAUUUCACUCAUCAGCAGACAAACAUGGAAUACAUAAUGGCAAUAUUCUCCUAUUGAGCUGAUUAUACUAACAAGGCAGUUCCAGUUAUGAGUGAAAUAACAUUCACAAAUGUUAUCUUAUGUGGUCAUUUCAUUUCACUGUUAUAGUGCUAACAACGUUUCAUUCACACCCUCUAUUUGCUGUAGAGAUUGGUAAGAGAGAUUGAGCUCUAAAAUCCAGUACAUUCCAAUAACAGUACAUGUCUUCAAUACCCAUUGUAGCUGAGCUCUUAUAGAUGAGACUCAUGACAAUUCAUCUGGACAAGCUCACACGAGACAUACAAUACAACAAUACAAUACAACUUUAUUGUCCAAUGUAACCCAUAUAGUGUUGCCGUGGACAAUCAUUAGAUUUACUGAGGCAACAAUCUCUCUUUGUCUAAACAUUCAUUGUGCCUCUACUACUCGAUGCAUAAUAAAUGAACAACAAUCUCCCAUUGAGGUGCAACAAGUCCCCAUCUCUCAUACUCUCUGAUACACACAGGAAUGGAUGUUGAGGGUCAACCCCCUUAAAACCCUUUAACCCUGGGUUCACGUGUACACAAUAGCCACUGUGAUGGGCUGGUCACUUCACACUAACCUGCCAUGGUGAGUGAGUAACGAACAAGAAAGGCACAGCUGCAUGGAAAGAGUCAAAUGGAGAUGAAUCACCAAUUAACAACCCAAGGGGAAAUCUGAAGUUCAAACAACAAAGCAGCCCUGCCACUGUGUUGGCAAACAGCUGAAAUAUGGGGCUGUAGAAAUGUAACUACUCUGAAAUUCAUAGGCAGAACUAUGGAUGCAAGGAUUGACCAUCUGUGAGAUCAAAAUUAUAGUUUUAACAAUUUUUUUUUUUGAGUCUACACACAAUGUUGGUUUACAUUUACAUUUACAUUGUUUGACUCCAUUGUUUGUAAACAAUCCUAUAUUUUGGGUUCUGAUGGACUGCUCAUUAGGCAUCAAAAUUAUUUUCUUCAAGAGUCACUGUGUACGUAUAAUUAAUUUAAAAGUCAUAAAAUGGAUGUAUCAACUAAAUAAUGCCCCUUUGAAAGUAGUUUGGGAAAAAUAGCUAAUUCAGAAAGAAAAAAAUGAUAUGAAAGAGGUUUCAAUCAACAUAUUGAUCCUAAUAUGGUUUAAUCCAACGACUCACUAAAUUAAGAUACAUUUCUUGCUAUGCAUUGUCAGCACAAGAUUACAUUGGAAAAUCUUGAUAAGAAGGGUGUUUUUUGGGCUGCGAAGACGCCAUGUCAGACUUCAGUGCUGUGCUUUCAAUUCCUCUUUAGGAACUGUUCAGAUAGCUUUACCUGCUUUGUUUACAAAGCAACAUAUCCAUUAGCUUAGGUUAAGAAUUGAGGUCAUGCAUUGCAUUGUGUAGAUUUAACUUUCAAUUCAGUCAAUUCAGGAAGUGGUUUAAAAUUCAGAAACGCCAUCAACUUUGUCGGAGAGAAGAUGAUGUGUAUCUGUCGUCAAUUAUGUUCAAUUUUGUAACAACUGUCCCCUCUGCUAUUGGUCAGAAACUGGAGGAGGCGGCGGCCAACGCGGCGGAGGAGGAGAGGAGCCGCCUGCAGAUCCAGACUGAACUACAGGAUCGCUACAGGAUGGACCUGGAGAGGGAGAAAAUGGUACCUACCUAGCAACUCACAAUUUAGCGGUCAAAGGAGAAAAUGGUACCUACCUAGCUACUCACAAUUUAGCGGUCAAAGGAGAAAAUGGUACCUACCUAGCAACUCACAAUUUAGCGGUCAAAGGAGAAAAUGGUACCUACCUAGCUACUCACAAUUUAGCGGUCAAAGGAGAAAAUGGUACCUACCUAGCUAUGUCGUAGAAAUGUAUCCCUAUACUUAUUAAAAAUCAAAGUUCUUCCAGAGUUUUUGUAGAAUCAAGAUAGACUAUUACACAAAGCAACAAAAGCCGAGCUGAUCUGCAGACCAACUAACUCCCAAUACUUGUCCCUCAGUUUAUAUACAAUUUCCAUUCCUGCUCAUUUUACAUACUUUUUGCCUAAUCCCUCCCAGUUUAGCUCCUCCACCAUUGUUUCCAAACGUUCAUCUUUUAAACGCUCCGCCCACUCCAUUUAUGAUAGUGGCGAAAUCUGACUUCUCCUCCUAUUUAUUCAGUUUGAAAACAAUAGUGGCAGAACCAAGCUUUCUCAUGUAAAAAAUAGCAGAGCCAUCUCCUGGCUCUGCUCUGUUUAUUCAAAAACAUAUCAAUCAAUACUUAAAUAUGGUUUAAACAUGGCAGGUCCAUAACCCAUUCUCAACCAUAUAUAUUUAAGACAUUCCUAAUGCAUUGCUUCAUGCAUAACAGUAUAAUCAAUCAAGAGCCAUGUCCUGACUCUGGCUCAGCCUCCCUCCUUGUGGACCACUCGGUACCACACUCCAUAUUCACUUAGUCAUACUGCUUGUCUUUAUGAUUGUCUUUAUGAUUAUGUUUUAAUCUUUAUAGUCAACAAAUAUUUACUAUGUUUAACCUAUGGUCUGACCUUGUGUACCACUCGGUACCAUGGCUCUGUAUGGUCUACUGAAAAAUAUCACAAGCUACUCACAGUUUAGCGGUCAAAGGGGAAUAUGUUUAGACUGUAAACUACACCCACCGCUGACUACUACCCCUUAUGUGGCCGGCUACUUAAUUGACUUUAACAAAAUUGCCCCUCACACUUUUAGUUGGCUACUUUUUCAUUAGUUGUCCUGCACCCUGUGAGACUUCAAGGAGUAGGUAGAAGUUGUCCUGCACCCUGUGAGAAUUCAAGGAGUAGGUACAAGUUGUCCCUAACCACUGAUUCAGCUCAUUCAGCAGUUUCUCUUGAUUUAUUCAGUCAAUUCUUGGGUCCAUGAAAAUGAUUGCAACUUUCUAGUUAUUUUAUCCUCCCAUUUAUGCCCCUAAGCUCAUAACCUCUGACAUUUAGUCCAUACAUCCUACUGACCGACUUUAUAAAUUACAUCCUCCGUUCAUAGGACUGCCAUCAAUAAGGUGUUACAUUUCUUUCUCUCAGCUCAAUUUUUUUUAUAUAUAUAUUUUUAUUUCACCUUUAUUUAACCAGGUAAGCCAGUUGGGAACAAGUUCUCAUUUACAACUGCUACCUGGCCAAGAUAAAGCAAAGCAGUGCGAUAAAAACAACAGAGUUACAUAUGGGGUAAACAAAACAUAAAGUCAAAAAUACAACAGAAAAUAUAUAUAUACAGUGUGUGCGAAUGUAGUAAGUUAUGGAGGUAAGGCAAUAAAUAGGCCAUAAUACGAAAUUGUAACUAUUUUGCACUAACACUGGAAUGAUAGAUGUGCAAAAGAUGAUGUGCAAAUAGAGAUACUGGGGUGCAAAUUAGCAAAAUAAAUAACAAAAUGGGGAUGAGGUAGUUGGUUGGGCUAAUUUCAGAAUGGCUGUGUACAGGUGCAGUAAUCGGUAAGCUGCUCCGACAACUGAUGCUUAAAGUUAGUGAGGGAGAUAAGGGUCUCCAGCUUCAGAUAUUUUUGCAGUUCGUUCCAGUCAUUGGCAGCAGAGAACUGGAAGGAAUGGCGGCCAAAGGAGGUGUUGGCUUUGGGGAUGACCAGUGAGAUAUACUUGCUGGAGCGCAGACUACGGGUGGGUGUUGCUAUGGUGACCAGUGAGCUAAGAUAAGACAGGGAUUUGCUUAGCAGUGAUUUAUAGAUGACAUGGAGCCAGUGGGUUUGGCACUGCCAGUUUGCCAGUGGGUUUGUAGUGAGGGCCAGCCAACAAGAGCGCACAGGUCAAUGGUGGGUAGUAUAUGGGGCCUUGGUGACAAAACGGAUGGCACUGUGAUAGACUACAUCCAAUUUGCUGAGUAGAGUGUUGGAGGCUAUUUUGUAAAUGACAUCGCCGAAGUCAAGGAUCGGUAGGAUAGUCAGUUUUACGAGGGCAUGUUUGGCAGCAUGAGUGAAGGAGGCUUUGUUGCGAAAUAGGAAGUUGAUUCUAGAUCUAACUUUUGAUUGGAGAUGCUUAAUGUGAGUGUGGAAGUAGAGUUUACAGUCUAACCAGACACCUAGGUAUUUGUAGUUGUCCACAUACUCUAGGUCAGACCCGCCGAGAGUAGUGAUUCUAGUCGGGUGGGCGGGUGCAAGCAGCGUUCGGUUGAAGAGCAUGCAUUUAGUUUUACUAGUGUUUAAGAGCAGUUGGAGGCUACAGAAUGAGUGUUGUAUGGCAUUGAAGCUUGUUUGGAGGUUUGUUACCACAGUGUCCAAUGAAGGGCCAGAUGUAUACAAAAUGGUGUCGUCCGCAUAGAGGUGGAUCCGAGCGUCAUCAGCAGCAAGAGCGACAUCAUUGAUAUACACAGAGAAAAGAGUCGGCCCGAGAAUUGAACCCUGUGGCACCCCCAUAGAGACGGCCAGAGGUCCAGACAACAGGCCCUCCGGUUUGACACAUUGAACUCUAUCUGAGAAGUAGUUGGUGAACCAGGCGAGGCAGUCAUUAGAGAAACCAAGGCUAUUUAGUCUGCCAAUAAGAAUGCGGUGGUUGACAGAGUCGAAAUCCUUGGCCAGGUCGAUGAAGACGGCUGCGCAGUACUGUCUUUUAUCGAUCGCGGUUAUAAUUUCGUUUAGGACCUUGAGCGUGGCUGAGGUGCACCCAUGACCAGCUCGGAAACCGGAUUGCAGAGCGGAGAAGGUACGGUGGGAUUCGAAAUGGUCGGUGAUCUGUUUGUUAACUUGGCUUUCAAAUACUUUCAAAAGGCAGGGCAGGAUGGAUAUAGGUCUGUAACAGUUUGGAUCUAGAGUGUCACCCCCUUUGAAGAGGGGGAUGACCGCGGCAGCUUUCCAAUCUCUGGGGAUCUCAGACGUUACAAAAGAGAGGUUGAUCAGGCUAGUAAUAGGGGUUGCGACAAUUUCGGCGGCUAAUUUUAGAAAAAGGGUCCAGAUUGGUAAGGUGUCACAUUAUUUCAUUCUCUCAGCUCAAUAAGGUGUCACAUUAUUUCAUUAUCUCAGGCCAAUGUCUGCUCUGUUUCAGGAAGUAUCCAGAAGGGUUGCUUCCUCUUUUCUUUGUUAUAUGUAUAAAAAUAAAAAAAACGGAAUGUUUACAGAUUGCCAUUAGCGAUGGCAAGUGUUUCCAAUCAUCACAUUAUUCAUUUUCAUAGCCUGAAUGGUAGGACUGAAUGGUAGGAAGUUAGUGGCCGUAGGAUACAAAAGGAAAUGCGUGGUAUUAAGAUACAAUGGGUCUCCAAUAAAUAUAUGAAAGAGAAGAUCCAAUGGGUUAAAUGAGUGAUAUUAAAGGGAUAGUUCAGCCAUAUUAGAUUAAAGAAGUGAGUUAAAUAGACGAGUUGGCUGACAACAUCACGAAAAUGAUGCACGUGCAUCGAUGAGGCAGAAGGCCAUGGGGUGUUAUGAUUCUGAAUGGUCAGAUAGCUAGCAACAAUGACAAGAAGCUGCCAUGUGGGGAAUUGUAGGAGGCUCGUUUCAGCAUCGUUGUACACUAUAUAAUCAAAAGUAUGUGGACACUCCUUCAAAUUAGUGGAUUCGGCUAUUUCCAUCACACCUGUUGCUGGCAGGAGUAUAAAAUCGAGCACAAUGCCAUGCAAUCUCCAUAGACAAACAGUGGCAGUAGAAUGGCCUUACUGAAGAGCUCAGUGACUUUCAACGUGGCACUGUCAUAGGAUGCCACCUUUCCAACAAGUUAGUUCGUCAAAUUUCUGCCCUGGUCAACUGUAAGUGCUGUUAUUGUGAAGUGGAAAUGUCUAGGAGCAACAACGGCUCAGCUGCGAAGUGGUAGGCCACACAAGCUUACAGAAUGGGACUGCCGAGUGCGAAAGUGCAACACUUACUACCGAGUUCCAAACUCCGUCUGGAAGCAACGUCAGCACAAGAACCGUUCGUCUGGAGUUUCAUGAAAUGGCAGAGCAGCUGCACACAAACCUAAGAUCACCAUGCGCAAUGCCAAGCGUCGUCUGGAGUGGUGUAAAGCUUGCCGCCAUUCUACUCUGGAGCAGUGGAAACAUGUUCUCUGGAGUGAUCAGUCACGCUUGACCAUCGGGCAAUCCCGACAGACGAAUCUGGGUUUGGCGGAUCCCAGGAGAACGCUACCUGCCCCAAUGCAUAGUGCCAACUGUAAAGUUUGGUGGAGGAGAAAUAAUGGUCUGGGGCUGUUUUUCUAUGGUUCAGGCCCCUUAGUUCCAGUGAAGGGAAAUCUUAACGCACCAGCAUACAAUUACAUUCUAGACGAUUCUGUGCUUCCAACUUUGUGGCAACAGUUUGGGAAAGCCCUUUCCUGUUUCAGCAUGACAAUGCCCCCGUGCACAAAGCGAGGUCCAUACAGAAAUGGUUUGUCGAGAUCGUGUGGAAGAACUUGACUGGCCUGCACAGAGCCCUGACCUUAACUCCAUUGAACACCUUUGGGAUGAAUUGGAACACCGACUGCAAGCCAGGCAUAAUCGCCCAACAUCAGUGCCCGACCUCACGAAUGCUCCUGUGGCUGAAUGGAAGCAAGUCCCUGCAACAAUGUUCCAACAUCUAGUGGAAAGCCUUCCCAGAAGAAUGGAGCCUGUUAUAUCAGCAAAGGGGGGACCCUUUGUGGACACCUGCCCGUCAAAUGAAAUGUUUGACGGGCAGUUGUCCACAUACUUUUGGUCAUGUAGUGUAUCUUGUUAUUGAUACUAUGUCUUGUUUUGAGGUGUUUUGACUGAUUCGAUAGCUAACCAACUGUAAUGACAUACUUGAGAGACAACAAGUGCUCUUUGCAGAGUAAAUAUAGUGUUCAUGUUGUCAACAGUCUAAGCCAACCAUGUCUGUUUUGCCCCAUAGUUGCGCACGCGUUUGGUUUUGUUGCUAAGCAACCAGUCCCAUCUAUCAGUGCUAUAACCUACUAAGCACUGACUGCUAGUAAUUGGGUCCCCAGGUCCAAGAGCACCACUAGAUUUAGUUUUAGAGAACUGUAGUGCUCUUUCUACAUUGUCUUCUCGCCGGUCUUCAGGUGCGACAGGAGAUGGAGGAGCAGGUGGCUCAGAAGUCCAGUGAGCUGGAGCAGUACCUGCAGCGCGUCCGGGAGCUGGAGGACAUGUACCACCGCCUGGAGGACGCACUGGAGGACGAGAAACGUGCCAGGCAGGACGAGGAGACGGUCCGCAGGCUCCAGGCCCGGUUGGUGCUCCACACACAGACAGGCUGUACAUAGAAAGGGAUACAUGCACACUCUUGAGAUGAAUUGAUGGACUUGAUUGUCUCUCUGACUGAGUCACUGUAAUUGUCUGACAAGUGGAGUGAGUCAGUAGGGAAGAGGGUGACACACACACACACACACACACACACAAAGGCAUGUACAUAGACAUAGGCAACAGUCCCUCCAGUCCAGAAACCUUUCCUUCCUUCCUCUGUGCUGACAUUUGUGCUUCUCUGGGCUCAGCACUUUUCACAUUGUGUUCUAAAUGGGGAUGUGUGUGUGUGUACUCCUGGGUGGAUAUGUGUGCAAUGUCAUUGUGUUUCGAUCAACAUGUUUUGUUUGUAUAUUACACAUUCUGAACUAACUGUUCCAUGUACUUAAAGUACAUCUCUCCAGGUUACUAGAGGAGGAGGCUGUUCCCUGUACUUAAAGUAUGUCUCUCCAGGUUACUAGAGGAGGAGGCUGUUCCCUGUACUUAAAGUAUGUCUCUCCAGGUUACUAGAGGAGGAGGCUGUUCCCUGUACUUAAAGUAAGUUUCUCCAGGUUACUAGAGGAAGAGGCUGCCAAGCGGGCUGAGCUGGAACAGAUCCACCUCCACCAGCAGAGGGCCAUCUCUGAGACGGAGGCGGAGAAGCAGGAGCUGCGGAAGGAGAGAACAGCCCAGGAGAAUGCCCUGCAGGCCGCCAUGCUGCAGCUGGAGCAGCUGGAGAAUGAGAGGCAGGGGGUGCUGGAGCAGUACCAGGUGAGACAUGUUUUAGGGCAUGGUUCACGGACAAAGAUUCACUGCCCAUUUCUGGACUAAAAUGUACUUUGAACAGAGAUUCUAAAAGCUUUUCAGUUCAGGAGUAGGACAUCGUCUUUUCUUUGUUUGUCACAGGAGGUAGUGCAGAAACUGGAGGAUGCAGCGAAGAACACCAGGACCUGGAAACAUAAAGUGGCCCACCAUGAGGGGUUAGUCCACCUCAUUCAACCAGGUAAAACCACACUAUAUUACUGUACAUUUUCCUCCUUUAAAUCAAUACUCUCUAUUCAUUCUUCUAAAAUCUAAAAUUGCUUCCUCUCCUCAUUUCCUUUCCUUUGUCUGAAGUGAUGUGAAUGAACUUUCUGAUUUGUCUGCACUGAUGUGAAUGAACGUUCUGAUUUGUCUGCACUGAUGUGAAUGAACUUUUUGAUUUGUUUUCUCAGGAUCGAAGGGGCCUCAGAAGAUCACUAACUGGGGCCCAGCGGCCUUCACUGAGGCAGAACUGAGCCUGAGGGAGAAAGACUGGCAGGAGAGGAAGAACCGACCCGCUCAGACCCAGUAGAGCUCCCAUUCCCACAGUCAGCACACUCAUGGUUGCUGGAACAUUGAUGCAAUGUUGCCAUCAGUGUGCGAUGUUGCGUCUUCAGCAUUCAUUGACCAACUCAAAAGAAAACAGGGAAGGCAGGCUUGUUUUUACACAGAUACCAUGGUUGUGUUCACUAGGCACCAAAUGGAAGACAACUAACUGAAACGGCGAGGGCCUACCUGGACUUGUCCAAUACGAAAGGCUCAUUUUUGUUUUCCGUUGCAA